GGCCCAAAGUAUACAAGGCAAGUAACUGGGCUCAGGCCUACGAGGCUGCGAGCCACCGCGAAGGAAAAGGAAGUAGCCGCAGCAUGGCGGCUGAGGGAUCAGAGCGUGGCUCCCCGGCGACGGCACCUCCGCCGCCGCCGCCGAAGCGGCGAAAGAUCGAACCUCCUAGGAGGACCAGGCCUUCUCAGGUUACAUUAGAUAAGGACAAGUCGGCAUCAUCUUCCAACCCAUCUGUUUCGGGUGUGCUGCCAGUGAGAGUUGAUCUCAACAAAGUUAGAGAGACAAAGAGACUUGUUAUCCUUCAAGCGCAGCAUGAGGGAUGCCUUGGAAGCUAUAAAAGUUUUGAUUCUGUCUUUGGGAAUUACCUUGUUCCUGUCAUCCCAAGCAACGACACAUUUGAUCAGAUUGGGAUGAAAUGAACAAGAAUGGCAACUUGUAAGGUUGUGAAUACUGAAUAGGGUGGUGCUGCUAAUUUUUGCAACUUCCUUGAGUGUGACCAGACACCACAUACUUAGGUGCUGACAGUUCAUCUAAAGAUAACAAGUUAUUGUCAGCCCAGACUUCAGUAAUACCCCGCUGCAGGUGCUGUUUGUCCAUAUUCCCAACUUGUAAGAUCUCGACAGCGGCAAAAAGUAAACCAUUUGCCUGCAGCAUGCAUACAGGUCUAGUGGUGAAAAAAGCUGUGUCGUGGCAAGCAUUUGUUAGUGUGUUACUUUUCCUUUUGCUAGUGGGGAUUUUAUCGGUCCUUGGUAUCACUCCACGGCCCCCCUGAGGAAUGUACAUAUGGAUCUUAAUCAUUUUAUUCUUGUACCCUUUCAUGCUUAUUUUAGUA
Molecule: messenger RNA, 832 nt
Organism: Panicum virgatum (switchgrass)
Lineage: Eukaryota; Viridiplantae; Streptophyta; Magnoliopsida; Poales; Poaceae
Exons: 3
Coding region: 84-419 (111 amino acids)
Biological process (GO): DNA repair
Cellular component (GO): SOSS complex; nucleus
Source: RefSeq, a predicted model, not a curated record